Molecule: messenger RNA, 3831 nt
Organism: Durusdinium trenchii
Lineage: Eukaryota; Dinophyceae; Suessiales; Symbiodiniaceae
Source: the annotation of a GenBank genome assembly
AUGCCUUCCACGGCGCCUGAGUUGGCAGUGUGCUUGACGGAUGAUCACUGGCGGAGACGCAAGGAUGCCUUGGAGCAGUUCAUGUGCCUCGAUGAGGACGCGGGGAAACUGGUCUUCAACCGCCUGCGUGCCACACUGAGCGAUGGCAACUUGCGGGUGCGACGUGCAGGUGCGCAGACCCUCGCAGGGAUGUGUUUGCCAGAGGUCUGGGGGAAGAAGCCCGCCAGCUUCGCGGCGCAGGCGGUUUCGGAGCUGACGUUCCACCUGGCGGACGCGGAUCCCCUGGUGCGCAAGGUUGCGCAGGAACCCCUCGAUGCCUUGCAGAAGAAGGCGAUCGUGGGUGAUGUGGUGGUGGCCGGCCAAGCAGCCUUGCCGUCUUUGAAGGCCAGCUUGCACGAUGAGGACUGGCAGGUCCGGGAUGCCACCGUGCGUGCACUGGGCCGGUUGAGUGUGGGCGGCUUGAGCUGCGCGAAGGAUAUCGCGCGCAUGCUGACGGACGACAGCGCGGUGUGCCGGGAUUCCGCCAAGAAGACCCUGGAACGGAUGCUAGGAGCUGGUCUAGCGGCGGCCGACCUGCAGGUGGUGGUACCCCAAAAUGUGGAGCUCUUUGUCACACGCUUGAAGCACGAGGACCCGAAGGUCCGAUGCGCCGCCUGCUGGGUCCUGGGCCAUGCGGCUCCUGCAGUGCUGAAUCUGCACGGGAUGGCGGAGGUGCUGGUGAAGGAGUCCAACCACACGAUGUUGGCUGUGGCCUCGGAGUGCAUCAACGUGCUGAAGCUGGGUGCCUUGCCGGCGGCGCCGGAGAUCGCCUUGGGCUUGAAGGGCUUCAUGUCGGAGGAAGGCCACGAACGGCUCCGCGCGGUGAGGAGCCCUGCGGGGAUUUCGCUGAUGCAGCUGCACCAGGAGGUGGUGGCGGUGAUCGGGCGGGCCAUCACUCGUGAUCCGCGGAUCAAAGAUGCCAUCCAGCAGACGCAGCACUUCGCAUCCAGGCUGGGCCGAGACACCAACCUGCAGCGCGAAGAGGGGGUGUCAGCCUUGAUGCGGCCGGCGCCCUCCCAUGUCGCAGCGAUUACGGAGUUGCUCCGAGUGAUUUUGGAUCCAGAGAGCCCCGGAGCGCAGGCUGGAGUGCAGAGCCGCUCGGCAUUUGACGCUGGCAAUGGGCCGCAACCGAGCUAUUUGGCUGCUGUGGGGUGUUUGGACAGCCUAAGGGACGCAGGACUCCUUGGUGGCUUUGACCAGUCGAAGGUGGACAUUGUCCACGAACUCCUCGACGCCUUAGAGGAGGGCGGCGGGGCUGACGAUGUCAUGGCUGAAGCCAAUGAGGCUGCAGCGCCAGCGCCAGUGCCGGAGGCGAAGCCGCAGAAGAAGCGCUCGCCGAACCGGUUAGUGGUGGAAGAAGCCAUGAACGAUGAUAACUCGGUGAUCUCGCUCUCACAGGCCAAGAUGGAGGAGCUGAAUUUGUUCCGUGGAGACAACGUGCUGAUCAAGGGCAAGAAGCGGAAGGACACUGUUUGCAUCGUCCUGGCAGAUGAGAACUUGGAUGACAGCAAGAUCCGCAUGAACAAGGUGGUGCGAAAGAACCUGCGCGUGCGCCUGUGCGACAUCGUGUCCGUGCACGCCUGUGGGGACGUGCCCUACGGGAAGCGCAUCCACGUGCUGCCGCUGGACGACACCAUCGAGGGCAUCACCGGGAACCUCUUCGACACCUACCUGAAGCCCUACUACCUGGAAGCCUACCGCCCGGCACGCCAGGGAGAUUUGUUCCUGGUGCGCGGGGGGUUUCGGCCAGUGGAGUUCAAGGUGGUGGGCGUGGACCCCGGGGAGUUCGUGAUCGUGGCGCCGGACACGGUGAUCCACUGCGAGGGCGAACCGGUGAAGCGCGAGGAUGAGGAGCGCCUGGACGACGUGGGCUACGACGACAUCGGCGGAUGCAAGAAGGCGAUGGGGCAGAUCCGGGAGAUGAUCGAGCUGCCCCUGCGACACCCCACCUUGUUCAAGACUUUGGGUGUGAAACCUCCUCGUGGCGUGCUGCUCUAUGGGCCGCCAGGCAGUGGCAAGACGUUGAUCGCCCGAGCGAUUGCCAACGAAACAGGCGCCUUCUUCUUCCUGAUCAACGGUCCAGAGAUCAUGUCGAAGAUGGCGGGCGAGGCCGAGAGCAACCUGCGGAAGGCCUUCGAGGAAGCGGAGAAGAACUCCCCGGCCAUCAUCUUCAUCGAUGAGAUCGACUCGAUUGCGCCGAAGCGCGACAAGACCAGUGGAGAAGUGGAGAAGCGCGUGGUGUCCCAGCUGUUGACCCUGAUGGACGGCAUCAAAGGACGUGGUCAGGUGGUGGUCAUCGCGGCCACGAACCGCCCGAACACCAUCGAUGCCGCGCUGCGGCGCUUCGGGCGCUUUGACCGAGAGCUGGACAUUGGCGUGCCGGAUGAUAACGGCAGGUUGGAGAUCCUGCGCAUCCACUGCAAGAACAUGAAGUUGGCCACUGAUGUUAAGCUCGAGGAGGUGGCCUCCAACACGCACGGCUUCGUGGGUGCGGAUCUGGCGCAGCUCUGCACCGAGGCGGCCUUGACCUGCAUCCGUGAGAAGAUGGACUUGAUCGACUUGGAGGAAGAGACCAUCGAUGCCGAGAUCUUGGAUUCCAUGGCUGUUUCCCAGGAGCACUUCAAGUCCGCCAUGGGCACGGUGAACCCCUCCUCACUUCGCGAGACGGUGGUGGAGGUGCCGAACAUCAAGUGGGACGACAUCGGAGGUUUGGAGGACACGAAGCGAUCUCUGCAGGAGACGAUCCUGUAUCCCAUCGAUCACCCUGAGAAGUUUGAGAAGUUCGGCAUGCAGCCAUCGAGAGGUGUGCUUUUCUAUGGUCCUCCAGGAUGUGGUAAGACGCUCUUGGCCAAAGCUGUGGCCUCCGAAUGUUCUGCCAACUUCGUUAGCAUCAAGGGCCCUGAGCUGUUGACAAUGUGGUUUGGAGAGUCUGAGGCCAAUGUUCGAGAGGUGUUUGACAAGGCAAGGGCCGCAGCACCUUGUGUGCUCUUCUUCGAUGAGUUGGAUUCCGUAGGUGUGGCACGCGGCUCUUCUCAAGGAGAUGCUGGAGGUGCAGGUGAUCGUGUCAUGAAUCAGCUCUUGACGGAGAUCGAUGGCGUAGGUGCUAAGAAGAACGUUUUCUUCAUUGGUGCGACCAAUCGUCCUGAACUCUUGGAUGAAGCACUGCUUCGUCCUGGGCGUUUGGAUCAGCUCAUUUACAUUCCCUUGCCCGAUUUGCCAGCUAGACAAGGCAUUUUGGAGGCAACCUUGAAAAAGUCACCGGUGGCGCCCAACGUGCCUUUGCCCUUCAUUGCGCAGAAGACCGAGGGAUUUAGUGGAGCUGACUUGGCAGAGCUGUGUCAGCGAGCGGCCAAAGCCGCAGUGCGCGAUGCCAUUGCAGCAGAUGAGCUGCGAGCAGGUGACGACGAUGCCAUGGACACCACCAUGGGAUCCGAGAUCGGGCGCAAACACUUUGAGGAGGCGUUUGCGGGCGCGAGACGCUCAGUGGCCGCAUCGGAUCUUGCCAAGUAUGACCAGUUCCGCAAGAAGUUCGACCCAAUCUACAUGAACUCCAGUGCAGGUGGUGGCGGUGGAGUAAUGAUCAACUGGCCGGACGAUGUGGGCAUCGGGGGCGCGGCGGCCGCUGCGGAUGAUGACGACGACCCCUCGUGGACUGUGCGCUUGGCCUCGGCCGAAGCGCUGGCGACUUUGAGCUGUCAGAUCCGACCCUUCCUCCAAUGCCUUCGAAAACAUCGGAAGUCUGAGAAUGAAGAGCUGAAGGCAGAGCUGGAUUGUCAUGCGAGUUGGACCUAG